CUCACCCAGGUGACAAAGUGAGACCGGGUGGGGGGGCAGUGUUGUAAAUGCGGACAUUACGGAGCGACAGAGAGACGAGACGAGACGAGACGAGACGCGGGGGCUUCGCCGCGACGACUGACCCGGUUUCUCUCCUCGGUAGUGAGCUCAGCUCCCGGGAGCCGCUCAUGGAUCCUGCAGAUGGUCAGCGUGGACGGGACGGCGGCGGUCAGAAACGCAACCCUCUCGACAUCAUCAUGAGUCAGAUCCGCCGGAAACGCCCGGCCUCGGACAGGAAGCCGCUGGGACGCUUCCUGUCCCGAACCGUGGACCGCACGGGGAUCCCCGAGGACGGGGAGACAGAGGGCAGAGAGGAGAGAGGACAGAGCUCAGGUGUUGCAGAAGCAGCGGAGAGCGAGCGAGACGUCGGCUGGGGCCGAGUGAGCCUUUUCCUUCAGAGGCUGGGGAAGAGAGCCGACAGCAGGAGCCUGAGUCUGGCUCACUGUGAUCUGACUGCUACAGACCUGCUGGAGCUAGCGACGCUGCUCCGGUCUCUCCCCCAGCCCCAGCUGGAGGAGGUGGACGUCUCCUGGAACGAGCUGAUCGGCGGGAGUCUGAAGGCGCUGACCUCGCACCUCCACCACGUGGGCGGGAUCAGGACGUUGAGGCUCUGCAGCUGCAGGCUGAACGCCGAGGACACGGCUGCACUGGGCGAGGCCCUCGGCUGCGUCCCCCUUUUGGAGAUCCUGGACUUGUCCUGGAACGGCGGCGUCGGGGGCGGAGGCUUGCCAGGCCUGCUGGGCAAACUGCAGCCCCCGCUGAGGGAGAUUCACCUGGUGGCUUGUCAGCUCGACGCAGCCGAUGCCGCCGCACUGGGGGGAACGGUGUCUGCUCUCCCCAGACUCAGUGUGCUGGACGUCUCCUGCAACCCUCGGCUCACGCAGGCCGCCGGCGAGGGCGGCUUCGGGGAACUGGCCGCCUCCCUCUCCCACGCCGCCUCCCUCACCAGGCUUCGGCUGCAGGCCUGCGGUCUGACGACGGACGGCCUCGACACCCUCGGUGGUUCGCUCCGCUGCCUCCCCUCGGUGCGAGAGCUGGACCUGUCCUGUAACAAAAGCCUGGCCGGGGGACUGGACCGCUUCGCCCCCCACCUGGCUCACCUCACGCACCUGGAGAGCCUCGACCUUCACCUGUGCUGUCUCACACACACCGACCUGGAGGCCCUGACCCGGGCGCUCCCCGCUCUGCCGGCGCUGACGGAGCUGGACGUGUCGUCCAACAAGGAGGCGGGGGCCGUGGUCCCCCCGCUGGUCUCCGCCCUCCCCCUGACCCAGAUGAGGCGCCUGCCGCUCAGCAGCUGCGGCCUCACCCAGGAGUCCUUGACUGCGCUGGCUCUGGCCGUGCCGUACCUUCGCAGCGUGGACGUGUCCUGGUGCAAGGCGGUCGGCGGCCGUUUAGCGCUGCUGCUGGACGCCCUGCAGCCGGCGGUCAUCCUGGAGCUUCGCCUCAGCAGCUGUGAGCUCUCCAGCGACGACCUGCGUCACCUGGCUGCAGCGUGCGGCCGCGGACGCCUGUCCUCUCUCCGCGCGCUGGAUCUCUCCUACAACGGCUCGGCGGGCGACGACGGCUGGUCCGCCCUGUUCGCGGCGGGAGGUCUGGCCUCGCUGGAGGACCUCGACCUCAGCCUACGACCUUCGACCUCCGCCCCCUGCUCGGCCUGGCUGCCGGCGCUGCUCCGCGCUCUGCCCCGACUGCCGGCGCUGACGCGGCUGGCGGCGCGGCGGUGGACCGCGGGCCCUCGGGGCCGACGGCAGCUGCACCGCUGCCUGAGUGAGAGGAACGUCCUGCUGGAGUGGGAUCCAGACUUCGCGGACGCAGCGUCGUCACGUAAGACGGCCGAUGGGGAGAGCCCAGAGGAGUAGGGACCCAAAAACCCCGGAGACCUUGUAGAGGAGGCUGCUAAUCUGAUGCCAUGUGUCACUAAUGAAGGACACCCGAACUGAAGGAGCUGCUGUAAACGCUCAUUUAUAGUUUUGUAAUUGUUUGAUCCAGAUCUAAGCUUCUUUUUUUUUUUUGGUACCGGCCAAAAGGAUUAUAGUCGAUAACCGAUAAUAUUGAAUCAUUGCCCACUUUUAUAGAUGCACUUAGGAAACACUUGAACUGUUUUCACGUUCGUGCACGAUGCACUUUGACAGGCUUAAAUCCCUGCAGUCCUUGUUGUGCAUCCUUAAAUCUGCGCAGGAAACAUUUAAAUGUAGAGACGACUGAAUCUCAGGGUGCAGA
Xiphias gladius (swordfish) is the source of this 2262-nucleotide messenger RNA. RefSeq names its product leucine rich repeat containing 31 (gene lrrc31). The record is from RefSeq and is a predicted model, not a curated record. The transcript is spliced from 10 exons. Bases 48 to 1901 code for a protein of 617 amino acids. Lineage: Eukaryota; Metazoa; Chordata; Actinopteri; Istiophoriformes; Xiphiidae. Gene Ontology annotation, molecular function: protein binding.